Volvox carteri f. nagariensis is the source of this 665-nucleotide messenger RNA. RefSeq lists its product as uncharacterized. The transcript has 8 exons. The record is from RefSeq and is a predicted model, not a curated record. The coding region runs from base 84 to 665 and encodes 193 amino acids. NCBI's taxonomy places the organism in Eukaryota, Viridiplantae, Chlorophyta, Chlorophyceae, Chlamydomonadales, Volvocaceae.
CUUCGUGAGGCUCAAAUUACCUCAUCAUACACCUGAUCCCACCCAUACCGCUCAUUACAGUCGUGUGGACUAGCGCGUCAAAAAUGCGGGCACUUCUGCGACCUUCGCUGCGUACUGGCCGUCAAGCGUUUAGCUCUAACCGUCAGGCUACCACAGUUCGCCCAUUAGUUCGGACUCAGGCGUACGUGGAGGCGUCAACCAGCUAUGCGGUGCUGCAGCAAGCAAUCGCUUACGCUGUCGUUCUUGGUGCUGAGGGAGUUUAUACGAGGACGCAGCUACCUGAAGGCGCUCCCGGCAGGCCUGAGGUUGUGCCGGUGGCUGGCGGUGUGGCAACGACAUUGCUGGCUUCCGGACUCGUGGCCGCCAACAACGACCUGCUCUUCACCCCCGCCUUCAUCGUGGGGCUCGUGUCCUCCGGAGCCAUGUUGUCGUACGCAGUGAAACGGACCAUCGACACGAAGCAAGAUGACACCGACUGGCCGGGGCCCAAGGUUUGGCCCGCGACUAUGGCCCUCAUCAGCUUCUUCGCACUCAACGUCUUCAUCCAGGCCAUCAGGGACGGGAAACCAUGGUGGUAUCUUGGCAAAGUGUGUUUGCAGAACCAUCACCACCACCACGUGUACAUUCAUGAUGCCGGUGGUGAUGGUGGAGGUCAGGAGGUCUAA